Messenger RNA from Leptidea sinapis, 3593 nucleotides. RefSeq names its product phenoloxidase subunit 1 (gene PPO1). The transcript is spliced from 14 exons. Bases 77 to 2137 code for a protein of 686 amino acids. Gene Ontology annotation, molecular function: oxidoreductase activity. NCBI's taxonomy places the organism in Eukaryota, Metazoa, Arthropoda, Insecta, Lepidoptera, Pieridae. The record is from RefSeq and is a predicted model, not a curated record.
GUGGUAUUCACGGCUAGUAGCAACACUGCCUUAAUUAUCAGAUCUUAUUCAAGAAUCAAUUUAGGAACCGUUCAGGAUGUCGGACGCUAAGAAAAACCUUCAGCUGUUCUUCGAUCGUCCCACGGAGCCAUGCUUCAUGCAGAAAGGAGAGAAGAAGGCAGUGUUCCAACUGCCCGACACAUACUAUCCUGACAAGUACAAGUCCGCAAGCAGCACCUUAGCGGACCGGUUCGGCAGCGACGCGACACGCACCAUCCCCGUACGAAACAUUGCGAUGCCCAACCUGUCGCUACCCCUGCAGCUGCCUUACCACGACCAGUUCUCGCUGUGGGUGCCGCGCCACCGCCAGAUGGCAGCCAGGCUCAUCGACGUCUUCAUGGGCAUGCGGGACUUGGAAGACCUGCAAGCAGUAUGUUCCUACUGCCAGCUCCGCAUGAACCCCUACCUGUUCAACUACUGCCUUUCCGUCGCCAUCCUGCACAGAGAGGAUACGAAGGGUGUAAACAUCCCCACGUUUGCGGAAACCUUCCCUGACAAGUUCAUGGACCCCAAGGUGUUCAGACAGGCGCGUGAAGUGAGCACUACCGUCACGGAUGGAAAUAGGCAGAUGCCAAUAGUGAUCCCGCAGAACUACACGGCAUCCGAAUGGGAUCUCGAGCAGCGCGUGGCCUACUUCCGCGAGGACAUUGGCCUCAACCUGCACCACUGGCACUGGCACCUGGUCUACCCCUUCGACGCUUCCGAUAGAGCCAUCGUUGCCAAGGACAGGAGAGGGGAACUCUUCUACUACAUGCACCAACAGAUUAUCGCGAGAUACUCCGCGGAGCGUCUGUGCAACGACCUCGGGUUCCCAAGGCGCUACAAUAACUUCAGAGAGCCCAUCGAAGAGGGAUACUUCCCCAAGCUGGACUCGCAGGUGGCUAGCAGGGCAUGGCCCCCCAGGUUUGCCGGUUCCACCAUCCGAGACCUGGACCGUCCUGUGGACCAGAUCCGCAGCGAAGUGAGCGAGCUGGAGACCUGGCGUGAUCGUUUCGUCGAGGCCAUCAACACAUUGAAAGUGAAACUGCCGAACGGACGUGAGAUGGCGCUGGAUGAGGCGACCGGAAUCGACACGCUGGGCAACAUGAUGGAGUCGUCCAUCCUGAGCCCUAACCGGCAGUACUACGGCGACCUGCACAACAUGGGCCACGUGUUCAUCUCUUACUCACACGACCCCGACCACAGAAAUCUGGAACAAUUCGGCGUGAUGGGUGACUCUGCGACGGCCAUGCGCGACCCGGUGUUCUACCGCUGGCACGCGUAUGUCGAUGAUCUCUUCCAGAUGUACAAGAGCAAGCUGCCGCCCUAUACCAAUGACGCGCUGGACUUCCCCGGAAUCCGUGUGAUGUCUGUGGGCAUCCAGGGCGGUGCUGGCGGCCGUAAUGUGUUGUCCACGCAGUGGGAGCAGAGCUCUGUGGACCUGGGCCGCGGGCUGGACUUCACUCCGCGCGGCAGCGUGCUCGCGAGGUUCACCCACCUCACGCAUGAUAACUUCAACUAUGUAAUCGAGGUGAAUAACACGUCGGGGCGUGGCGUGAUGGGCACUGUUCGUAUCUUCCUGGCUCCUACCAUGGACGACGCUGGCAACCGGCUGGCCUUCAGGGACCAGAGAAGGCUCAUGAUCGAGCUUGACAAGUUCACCCAGACAAUUCCUGCUGGCACCAGCACCAUCACUCGCAGCUCGGUGGACUCGUCAGUGACAAUCCCGUACGAGCGCACGUUCAGGCGGCAGGCCGACCGACCAGGCGAGCCCGGCUCCGCUGAGGCUGCCGAUUUCGACUUCUGCGGCUGUGGUUGGCCUCAUCACUUGCUGGUGCCCAAAGGGACGCCAAAGGGCUUCCCCAUGCUACUGUUCUGUAUGAUUUCAAACUGGAACGAAGACAGGGUGGUGCAAGACACUGCGGGCGUCUGCAACGACGCGGCGUCUUACUGCGGCCUUCGGGACCGGAAGUAUCCCGACAAGCGUGCCAUGGGCUUCCCAUUCGACCGGCCAGCCUCCGCCAGCGACAUCGGGUCCUUCCUCACGCCUAACAUGAACGUGCAGGAGUGCUCCAUCCGGUUCACAAACGCUGUCAGGCAACAUGGCCAGCAGCGGUAGGUACGACGACACGUUGACAACAAUUUCACAGUACAUAUAUACGAUAAAGCAUGAUGGAAACUACGUACUAACGUUCGAAAUGACGUACGCACACAGACCCACGUAUCAACAUGGCCGAUAAGCGGACGUCGCAGUGCUGCCUCGUUGAGACAUCCAUGACGCCUGCUUUUGUGUGCGUGCGUUAUAUCUAACGUUUGUACGUAGUUUCCAUACUGCUUUAGCUGGUAUAUAUACUGUGACAACGUGAACGAAAAGGAAUUACAACCAGUAGCAACGGAAAUUAAAAAAAUGAAACAUUAUAAUUUAUAUUAUAUAAGAAACAUUAUAUAUUUAUAUGACCUAUCCAAGUUCUAAAGAUAAAAUAUUUGCAUAAUUGCAAUGGAAUAAAUAUCAAUAGUAUGCAUAUAAAUGUUCUCAAUCAAUAGAGACUAAAGAGUAUAGGAAAAAAUUCGAAAUAAAAUGGUAUUUGUGGUAGAUGGGCCGCUGGUCGAGUAGUAACGAUCCAGGGCAGGACGGAGGUCCAAGUAGAGGAUGUCCAAUGCGAAUGUAGAGAGAACUACACCGCCGCAGACAUAGACGCUCUCAUAAGAAAACCUUAUUAUUACAUUAAAUGCGACCAUAAACAACACAAUUUUUAAUAAUUUGUUGACAUUUUGCAGAAUAUUUUCCACUUUAUAUAUUAUCAGUGAUAACAAUCAUCAAUGGUUUCUUUGUUUAUUGUCUAUGACACCUGUCAAAUAGUGAUUAAAUAGGUGUCAUAGACUUCUAAUUGUAGGUAAUACACACUCUUUGUAACGUUCCAUGUAAGCAUGAUAAAAAUUUAAAUUUAUUCGCGUUCCAAAGUUAGACGUGGAGAUGUCUGAUAUAUACAACCAGCCUAGCGAAACUAUCUAAGAAAACAGCGAUUCACUGGAUUGUAUGAAACGUGCACUCAUUGAUAGAUGGACAGAUGACGGCUAUAAACUUGUAAAAAGCGGAGAAAGCCGAAAUCCACUACGUUUUAAGCAACUGUUUGCUUUCAAACUUAGCCGGAUUGUACUUCGUCGCCAAUCGCUAUACUGUAAUUACUACUAUUUCAAACUUAUGUCAAAUCACUGCACGUUUCAUACUAAAGUAAAUUUCAAUUUUUAUUUAGGAAGUCCCGCCUCUUAUUACGUAGUAUUUACAUCCUCUUUGUAUACAAUGACAUCACACAUUCAAUAUGUAAUAAUCAAUAUAUAUAUUCUCACUAUUAUCUCUAUGUUCUGUAUUUUAUAUAAAUAUGUUCCCUAUGAAGUUAAUACUGGUAAAUUGGCUUGUAUAACGGACUUUGAUAUGUUUCUAUUUUAGUAAUAGCUAGCCUAAUAAUAUAGUUUUAGUAAAACGGGUCAUUAGUUCUAACGGGUCAUUACUCUGUAAAUAUGUACAUAAUGUAAAUACUUCUUAUUCAUAAUUCUAAUUAAAUUAUGCCUUUCUA